CUCCAGUGCCCCAAACAUUGUCGCCGCGCCGUCACCAUCACCCCUCACCUUCCAUAUAAUAUUUCCUCUUACUCGCCGUCGAUACCGAAUCACUCAGUAGAACUCACGACUUCGCACGCAACGACCACACAACAACCCCGCCACCAUGUCUAGCGGAGAGGUGCUCAAGGCGGAGAAGGACUUCUCCAAGGAGGCCGACGUCCAGAUUCCAGAGGCCGAGAAGCUUGGAUCCAGCAACCCACAAGCUGCUAUCGACCAGCUGCUGCCACUUGAGAAGAAGACACGCCAGGCUUCAGAUCUUGCGUCCACCUCUCGAAUCAUCAUCGCCAUCGUCACAAUAGCCAAGAAGGCAAAUGACUGGAACCUCAUGAAUGAGCAGGUGCUUCUGCUCUCGAAGAAGCAUGGACAGCUCAAGCAGGCAACCACGAAGAUGGUUCAGACCGUCAUGACCUUCCUCGACGAUACUCCCAACCUCGACACAAAGCUCUCCGUCAUCGAGACGCUGCGGACAGUGACUGAGGGCAAGAUCUUCGUCGAAGUCGAGCGCGCCCGCAUUACAAGGAUAUUGUCCGACAUCAAGAAGGAGCAGGGUGACAUCAACGCGGCUACAGACAUCCUCUGCGAGCUUCAAGUGGAGACCUUCGGCUCCAUGACCCGACGAGAGAAGACCGAAUUCAUCCUACAACAAGUCGCACUUUGCAUACAAAAGGGUGACUGGACACAGGCCGGCAUUCUGAGCAGGAAGAUCAGCACACGGUACUUCCAACGCAGGCCAAAAAAGUCGCCUGAGCAACUGGAGAAGGAGCAGAAGGAGCGUGAAGAGAAGGAGAAAACCCGCAGUGCAGACGACCCGCCAAUCGAACCUGAGGACGAUGUCACAGACCUCAAGUUGAGGUACUAUGAGCAACAGAUCACUCUCGCGAAGCACGACGACAAAUACCUCGAGGUCUGCAAGCACUACCGACAGGUGCUGGACACCGAAGCCGUCGAGGAGGACCCUAAGAAGCUUCGAGCGAUCCUCCAGCGCGUCAUCUACUUCAUCAUCCUCGCACCGUACGACAACGAGCAGUCCGACCUCAUCCACCGCAUCCAGCGCGACACGCGCAACUCGCAGAUCCCACAAGACGCACAACUCGUCAAGCUCUUCACCAUCCCCGAGCUAAUGAGGUGGCCUAUGGUUUCGAAGCAGUUCGGACCCCACUUGACCGACACAGACGUUUUCGAUGCAGAGAAGGACGACUCGGACGACGAGAAGGCAUUCAAGAGGUGGCAGGACCUGCGAAAGCGCGUCAUUGAGCACAACGUGCGCGUCGUUGCCAAGUACUACACACGCAUUCAGAUUCCUCGCCUGACCGAGCUCCUGGACCUGACAGAGGACGAGACCGAAAAGUAUAUCAGCGAGCUGGUCACCGCAAAGACCAUCUACGCCAAGAUCGACCGACCAGCACGCAUCGUCACUUUCUCCAAGCCACGCGACUCGGAUGACAUUUUGAACGAGUGGAGCGGGAACAUGAAGAGCCUGCUCGGCUUGCUGGAGCGCGUCGACCAUCUCAUCACUAAAGAGGAGAUGAUGGCGCGCAUCCAGCCGACGAAAGUUGACAAGAAGGCAGCCAAGGGCAAGGCGAAAUGAGUGAUGAAGACGAUGUGAUGAAGAAUCAUGGUUAGUCUAGAAUUGGAAGGCCGUCUAUAGUCGCCUUCGCGCAUGCAUUGCGCAUGUAAUAUAGACAUCUAAGCAGAUAAUA
Molecule: messenger RNA, 1742 nt
Organism: Macroventuria anomochaeta
Lineage: Eukaryota; Fungi; Ascomycota; Dothideomycetes; Pleosporales; Didymellaceae
Exons: 5
Coding region: 146-1630 (494 amino acids)
Cellular component (GO): proteasome regulatory particle, lid subcomplex; cytoplasm; nuclear proteasome complex
Source: RefSeq, a predicted model, not a curated record